AUGACGUCAACUCCUCUGUCGGAGCAGCCUUCCAAAUCGUUGAGCGAAAGCUGGGCCACUCUGAGCGCAUCUGAUAUCCAGUCCGAGGACGGAGCUCGAUCUGAACCUACCGAUGCUGGAUCCCUGAUCUAUCAGACUGGACCCGACGACGUUGCAAGUCUAGAUGAACACUACAGCUGCAGCGAAACCGACGGCAACGACGAAAAACAAUUCGAAGGCGACGACUCCGACUCCGACUCCGACUCCUCCAAGAGCAAUAUAUCCGACUCUCAGGAACUGCCUCCUCUUUUCCGCCAGAUUAGAGGCUCUAUCGAUGACAGCAACCUCACGGCGCAGACCGCCUUUCGUCCACCAGCCGAGUCUAUUGAGUUCGCCGAGCCGGAAGAAUGGCCUGCAGUCGAACGGGUGGAGCUGAAACACACGAUCCGCGUCUUUGGGGGUACUGAAGCUGCAGAGGUGCAGCGUCAGCUGCCGUUCAAUUUCGAUGACUGCAUUCUUACGGCUACCGUCCAGCAGACAAUGACCAAGAGAAGCCUCGAUACUGAUAAACCCUUCCGUGUUCUGUAUGUCGGCAGUCCCGAGUUUCGCAACAUCAUCCUCGACAAAAUUGGCGAUGUCCUCGUAUCAAGCACCUGUAGCGGCUUUGAAAGCAGCUCCACGGAGUCCUCCCGGUACCAUGUGGUCCCGACGUCAUAUGGCGUGGGAGCCAUCCCUAACUUUGCGGAGUUGCUUCCGAUCCACGUUCAGCUCAUCGUCGAUGAGUGUCUUGGAGCUUUGUCAGACAGUCACAGUGAUGGUCUCAGUACAAUCACUUUGAGUUUGAAGAAUAGGCCCCCCAGUACCUCGUCAUGGACGGGGCAGGAGUAUUCCAUCUCGUCUCCCUCCGAAUGGACACUACCCGAUGUUGCUAUUAUUUUCGUGUCCAAAUUCGACACGCCUGCGAAUAUGGAGACGCAGAGACUGGCUCGUAUUGCCAUGGAGAGGCACGAUAUCCCGACUAUGUUCAUUUCCGAGCAGCCACUUUGGAAAACGGCCCAAGAGCCAAUUCCGCUCAAUUACAACAGUCUUCACAUGUGCCUGGAAUCCCGUCAUCAGCUGACCGGAAAGACGACGGUGGUGCGACGGUACCCGAUUGAUCUGAAGACUUUUGAGAGCAUUACUCCCGGCCAACUAAAUCGAAACCUGGCCUCGUUGACAAGCAGCUACCCCAAACAUUCCUGCAAAACCAUCACUGGGGACCAUCAACCUGACCAGAGCAAGUUAUUCCUCGAGACAAAGAAGUACGCAAUGCGCUUUUCUCCUCUUGCAUACCUGGGUAUGAAAUAUGGCUCGGUGCUGCCGUUGUGCCUUGUGGUUUUGACUCUCCUGUCUGCCAUCAUUACCGGUCUUUCCCCCUCCUAUCUAUUCAACAACCAGGAAAGCUCUGGGUUAAGUGUAGUCCCCAACACCAGUAACCCGCCAGCCCACGAUCUGGGACAAACCUCCCUCUCGAUCAUGUCCCUGACAUCCGCGGAAACUCAGUUUUCAGGGCCCCAGUCUCAGGGACAAGGACGACUAGAAGAUCUUAUUGAAGAGAUGGGGCUCUCUUCGAGACAACUGGAAGGAUCAGAUGGCUUUGAGAUCCAGGUAGUUGGGGACUGUCACUUGGUUAUCAAGCCUCCACCGAAGACCCCCUCCAGUAAAAAGCAGCCUAAAUUCGGCGUCCAAGUCUUCCGGCGUGAGAAGGCCUUGACUUACGAGCUUUCGAAGUUAUUUGACGGCGUAUACACCCUCAAAUUGGAUCGUGGUGAUGCAUACGGGAUAUUGGAUGUCACGAUAACCACCCAUUCGAAGUCUCCCAUCAAUGAGACGAUAUCAGUAGAUCUGGGGACGCCCUGGCUGAAGAUUGCAAACUGGAAACGAGCAGCGCAGGUUAUCACCUCCCAGCUGAUGAGGGACUUUAGCACCGCGCACAACGGGUUUUCUGAGGCUUAUGGCCGGCUCUUCACUGAUAUGCAGGUGUUGAUGGGUGACGUGGUGAAAAGAGCGCACGUAUUGCGUCAAGAAGCUGAUGAGCUCCGGCGUGAUUCAUUUGGGCUGUCUCUGGAAACUCGCGACGUGGUUCUCUCCCGGUCAAAGCAGUUGUCGGAAGUCAUCAAACGCAAUGCUGUUCAGCCGUUCCUGGCAGCAUCAUCAGUAUUGCAAGAUCAUACCAACAAAGUGAACCGAGAAGCAAAAGAGAUGAUGAGUGACACGUGGAAGAAGCUCAGUACUCAUGCUCAUGCUCAUGGUUUCGACAUUUUGGCAUGGAAGGAUCAUGUGCGAAAUGCGAGGAAGUGCAAGGCUUUGGACAAAGCUCAGAAGAAGGCAAAGGGUUUGAUGCAACGAAAGAGAUUGCCAUCCCGCUGA
Messenger RNA from Aspergillus melleus, 2388 nucleotides. RefSeq lists its product as uncharacterized. The record is from RefSeq and is a predicted model, not a curated record. Bases 1 to 2388 code for a protein of 795 amino acids. The transcript has a single exon. NCBI's taxonomy places the organism in Eukaryota, Fungi, Ascomycota, Eurotiomycetes, Eurotiales, Aspergillaceae.